UGCAUUACGAAAUUGCACCGUAUUGAGCGCUGUGGGAUCAGAGUUUUACCGAUUUGUCCUGUGUUAGCCACUUGGGGACUUUUUAUGCUGUAGCUCGCUUUUAUUCGUAAUUUUUAUCACCAUGUCGGUGGCUUUUGCACCUCACAGACAGCGAAAGGGUGAUAUAACACCCGCUGGAAUACAAAAGUUACUUGAUGAAAACAACCAGCUGAUCCAGUGUAUAAUGGACUUCCAGAGUAAAGGCAAAACAGCCGAAUGUUCUCACUAUCAACAGAUGCUGCACAGAAAUUUAGUGUAUCUGGCUACGAUAGCAGACUCCAAUCAAAACGUACAGUCUCUCCUCCCUGCUCCACCCACUCAAAACAUGCCCAUGGGGCCUGGUGGCAUGAACCAGAGCGGACCCUCUCCCCAGCCCCCUCACGGUCACAACAUGCCCUCUGAGGGGAUGGUGAGCGGUGGCCCUCCAGCUCCCCAUAUGCAGAACCAGAUGAAUGGACAGAUGCCUGGGCCUAAUCAUAUGCCCAUGCAAGGUCCUGGUCCGGGUCCCAACCAGCCUCCAAACAUGCCCAGCGGCUCCAUGAACAUGCCCCCCAGCAGCCAUGGCUCUAUGGGGGUUUACAAUCACGCGGUGCCCUCUUCGCAGGGCAUGCCGGCUCAGAGCCAGAUGAACAUGACCCAGGGUCAGCCUAUGGGAAGCUACGGGCCUCGACCAAACAUGAACAUGCAACCCAGUCAAGGUCCCAUGAUGCAUCAGCAGCCUCCAACGCAGCAGUACAACAUGCCUCCUGGUGGUGGUGGACAACACUACCAAGGGCAACAGACUCCAAUGGGCAUGAUGGGCCAGGUCAAUCAAGGGAACCAUGUUAUGGGACAGAGGCCGAUGCCACCCUACAGACCCCCGCAGCAAGGACCCCCCCAGCAGUACCCAGGGCAGGAAGACUACUAUGGGGACCAGUACAGUCACGCAGGACAGGGAGCCUCAGAAGGUAACGCACAGUAUGGCCAGCAACAAGAAGCAUACCAGCAAGGCCCGCCACAACAGCAGGGUUAUCCUCCGCAGCAGCAGUAUCCAGGUCAACAAGGUUACCCACCACAGCAGCAGGGUUAUGGUCCCUCCCAGAGUGGCCCAGGACAGUAUCCCAACUACCCACAGGGACAGGGACAGCAGUACGGGGGCUACCGUCCCCCUCAGCCCGGACCCCCACAGGGCCAACAGCAGCGCCCGUACGGUUAUGACCAGGGGCACAUGAGGAAAUAAAGAAGCGGGGAUUUGAACCCCUGACUAGCUCUAUAAGAAGCAAAGGGCCAGUAUGGAAAUUACCAGCAAUGAGAAAUGGUCACAGUUUACCUACACAACUCCUCUCUGAUCUCUGAGUUUUGACCUCUGGUCAGCUGCUAAGCAGACAAUAAUGAUGGUUUCAGCUCAGAUCCUCCCGGACACAAACACGCUUAUGAAUACAAGAUAUGUUUUCCCCUGUUUUUGGGCUUUUACCCUCUCCAGCGAAAUGUAUCCCUGUUCAUCAUGCACAUGUCAAAGUCGGUGACCUUGCUCCAGUGUCUCAAAGCGGCAAUGCCUUAACAAAAAAAAAAAAAAAUGGAACUGCCUUAUCCUUUAGCAUUGCAGAGUGAGGAAUGUGGCAACAAAGAUUUUUGGACACCAAAACUCAAAUGUCAAAUUUUCAAUGUGUUUGAGUGCAUCAGCUCCCUGCCCUUCAACUCUCCAAUCACAAGAAGCAAUAACGUAGGGAUUUGCUAGGGGGGUUUGAAGACAAAAAGAUGCACCAGGUGAAUUUCCAACUAGGCCAAUGGUACAUGUCUCAGUGUAUGUGAUGAUGUAAAAAAAA
Poecilia latipinna (sailfin molly) is the source of this 1844-nucleotide messenger RNA. It is a transcript of the gene ss18, whose product is annotated as SS18 subunit of BAF chromatin remodeling complex. Gene Ontology annotation, molecular function: transcription coactivator activity. NCBI's taxonomy places the organism in Eukaryota, Metazoa, Chordata, Actinopteri, Cyprinodontiformes, Poeciliidae. The record is from RefSeq and is a predicted model, not a curated record. Gene Ontology annotation, cellular component: nucleus. Gene Ontology annotation, biological process: positive regulation of transcription by RNA polymerase II. The transcript has 11 exons. The coding region runs from base 122 to 1258 and encodes 378 amino acids.